UUUCGCGCAUCAGUGGCCACUCCCUACAUCGUGUAGUGUAUCUGUGUGGGCGCGCUCAGUUCGUUCUGAGUCCUGACCGAUCGAAAGUGCCACCAGCCACCGCAAGAUAAGGUGGUCCCAGGAAUCCGCCUGCCUAUCAGCGACUAUUGAGCGCUUUAAAAACCCAGUUUAGACCAACGUCGCAACCUAUACAAAUCUUCCUUUUUUUUCUACAUAGAUAACAUCUCGUCAUCAUGUCGAACCCGUUGGAUACCGAUGCCGGCUCGGAGCUGUUCAGUAGUUACGAAACCGAGCUGAAGCUGAUACAGGCCGAUCUGAACCAGACAUUAGACCAGAUCGCUGAGUCGAGUGGAGAGCAACGGAAAUCAACAAUAAGGAAAGCGGAACAGCUGCUAGAUGAAGCUACUGAACUGUUGGACCAGAUGCGCAUGGAGAAGCAGAACAUCCCCUCGGCGGCACGGUCAAAAGUCAACGCACGAUUUCGCAAUUAUGCCACGGACCUUGAUGAGUCGAAACGCAAGCUCAAGUCUCUUUCUGACGACCGGAAAGCACUCUUUGGUGAUCGCUACACCGACGACCCGCAGGAUGUACACUUGGAGCAGAGGCAGCAGCUUCUGUCCGGCACGGACCGCCUGGAGCGCAGCUCUGCCAGACUCCAAGAAAGCCAGCGGAUUGCUUUGGAGACGGAGGAUAUCGGCCGCAACACGCUAGCAGAUUUGAAUCAGCAGCGGGAAACCAUCAUGAAUACUCGGAGCAAUCUGCAGCAAAGCGAAGGAUAUGUUGAUACCAGUAUCAAAACAUUGAGGGGCAUGGCCCGUAGGAUGGCUACGAAUCGGAUAAUUACUAUUGCGAUUAUAACCGUUUUGGUUCUCCUAAUUGUUGCCGUUAUCUACAGCAAGUUUCAUUAAGCGUUAGGGCUAGCAGGCGUUGUGCGGGAGUUCUUCGAUUUUACUUUUCAUCUUACGAUACAGUGUCUGCUG
Messenger RNA from Aspergillus nomiae NRRL 13137, 980 nucleotides. Its product is annotated as v-SNARE protein VTI1. Gene Ontology annotation, cellular component: SNARE complex; endoplasmic reticulum membrane; ER to Golgi transport vesicle membrane. Lineage: Eukaryota; Fungi; Ascomycota; Eurotiomycetes; Eurotiales; Aspergillaceae. Bases 234 to 908 code for a protein of 224 amino acids. Gene Ontology annotation, biological process: retrograde transport, endosome to Golgi; vesicle fusion with Golgi apparatus; intracellular protein transport. Gene Ontology annotation, molecular function: SNAP receptor activity; SNARE binding. The transcript has 3 exons. The record is from RefSeq and is a predicted model, not a curated record.